AUGGCGCAGCCUGAGGUCCUGCAGCAGGCGACCGAUCGAGCGGAGGGACUGGUGGUGGCGUGCAGAGCGUAUGUCGACGGAGGUGCAGUGGACGGCCUGCUGGAUGCCCUGGAGCGUGAUGUGUACCAGGCAGCAGACCGGUGCUGGCGGCUGCAGGACCGCCCAGUGCAGCUGCGAGGCGGCAUGCUUCGGCACAAGACGGUAACGGUACAGGAGGCCGUGUUCCAACCCGACGCUGAGCAGCAGGAGCUGGCGGGGUCGCUGGAGCAGUGGCGUCGGGCGGUGCAGAGCUCAGCGGCGUCUGCGGCGCUGCAGGUCAAGGUGGCAGAGCAACAGCUGGUGGUGGUGAUGGCCAGGGAUCUAGACCCUGCGCAGCCCGCCCCGCCCCAGCAGCUGGCAGGCCUGCUGGAUGCGCUGCUAGGAGCCCACGGCGCGGUGGCGGCGCUGCGGAAGCGCAGCCUGCGCGACACGCUGUCCCUGCUGUGCCAGCUGGCGGUCCAGGUGGCGACAGCCUGGCGUGCAGCCGGCGGCGACGAUGCAGGCAACCUGCUGGCUGGCCACGAGGCAGCGCCGCAGGAGGUGGUCGCUGCGCUCUCUGCUCCGCUGCCAGCCGAGCAGCCCGCCGAUGCGCAGGCGGGUGCACUGCCCAGCGGCGGCGCCACCCUGUCGGGUGAGCUGGCUGCCAGCCUGGACAAGCUGCGGGUGCGGCAGGCGGCGCUGCUCGAGGAGCUGUCGGAUGCCGCCGAUGUGCUUCGCUUCUGGAGCCGGCGCGGCGAGAAGGCGGCGGCCGGGGACGAGGCGGGUGUGCGGGAGGGCGACGUGCCUCCCAUGCUGGCAGAGGCUCAGGCCACUCUGUGGGCUGCCAGCCAAUCAUACGACGACGAGCAGGCAGCCUCCGACCUGCGCACGCGCCAGCUGGUGUGCCAGCGGUACCGCCCCGCUGACCUGGCAGCGCUGCAGGCGGCGUCCGACGACUAUGCCGACGGGGAGCGGGUCCCGGCCCAGCCCUCUCUGACGUAUGAGUCUGAGUUUGUGCAGGAGAGGGGGUAUGCACGCACGCGAGCGCUGCAGACGCUGCACGCUUGCUGGGCUCCCACCUGGGCAGAAGUGGAGGCCGUGCUUUCUUCCCCUGGUGCAGACGACGCCAUGGCAUCUGCCGCCGUCAAGCUGCACCAGCUGCGCUACCUGCUGCUGGAGGCGCAGCUGCCCCCUGAGACGGCGGCAGCCUGGGAGCAGCUGCUGGUUCGAAUCGCCGAGGCGCUCCUCAAUGGCAGCACGCCGCCCUCGGCGGUGCCGCUGCUGGCGGAGCUGCUGCAGCAGGGGCUGCGGCGCCAGGGCGCCGAGGAGCUGGCUGGCGUGGGGGAGCAGGACAAGGCGCGGCUUGUGCCCAUGAUCUGUCGAGGCCUGGCGCCGCAGCCCGGCGGGCGCGUGCUGCUGCGGCAGCACGAGGGCGUGGGCCUGCUGCAGAGCCUGCUCAGGCCUGAGGCCAUGCUGAAUGGCGGGCAGCUGACCCAGUUCUACGACACGCUCAAGAUGGUGGUGGAUGGCUGCGCCGCUGCCGCGCUUCCGGCGGACACCACAGCCUCCCUGCUGGCCCCCUUUGAUGCCACCCGCUUUGCGGUGCUGGUCUGUGAGCAACGGGAGGCCGGGGGCCAUGGUGGCGGCGGCGGAGGGAGCGGCGGCGGAAGCACGGCCACGCCGCACGCCCGCGUCAGCAUGGAGCAGCUGCUUGACCUGGCCCAUGCCAGCCUCUCGCAGCCUGGCGCCGACAGUGUGGGCAUGGCUCUGCUGGAGGGCGUGCUGACCCUGCAGCCGGCCGCCUUCCUGGGGGCGGCCCUGCAGCUGGCGCUGGCGUGCGGCGGCGAGCAGGCGCGGCGUGACGUGCUGGGCAUGCUGUGCAGGGUGCCCGUUGAGCUUCUUCCGCCCCCAGUGGUGGCAGAUGCGCUGGUGCAGAUUGCAGAGGCUGUGGAUGGCAACCAGCUCGCGCCGCCUUUCCUGCCAUACGAGCUUCUGGGGCGUCUGUACCGCUCAGCCCACGUACUGCGCAGCAUGCAGCUCAGCGUGGAGCGAGGGCCCGAGGCGGCGGCUGCUGAGGCUGCCAAUGAGUAUGCUGCUUCAUUUGCCGGGCAGAAGCUGUGGACGGCGCGCGUGGGCGGCACCUUGAGCGGCGGCAGCGGUGGCGAUGAAGCCGAGUUGGCCGCCCGUGCAGCCAGCGGCAGCAGCAGGAUGGCGGAGCAGGGCUCCGAGGGCGGGGCGCGGCGGCUGGGCGGCUCUGGCAACGGCAAGAGCAGCUUGGUGCUGCUGCCGCUGCAGCCCAGCGGCCAGCCUCUGGCGGUGCUGCUGCAGCAGGUGGUGGGCGCUGUGCUCAGCUGCCUGCUGCGGCGUGCGGGCGGCGCGCUGGAUUCAGCAAGCCUCAGCGAGGAGCUGCUGCAGCUUCUGGAGGUGCUGCUGAUGCCGGCGGCGGAGCAGGGCGGCUGGCUGCUGCAGUGGCUGUGGAGCCACCUGUACCAGGAGGCGCUGCGGCCCUUCCUGGCCGACGCAUCCGCCGCCGUUGGCGGUGGCGGCGGCGGCGGCCCACUCGCCGACGCUUUCCUCUCCUACUGGGCCUCGCUGCCCUGGCGUCAGUCCAACUUCCAUGCCGCCUCCCCAGCCGCCCUUGCCGCCAUCCGCCUGCACCUGGUGGCGGCGCCUGCCGACGGCGCAGCCGCGGUGCUGCUGCGUGAGCUGGACUUUGCUCCCGUCCUGGCCAAGGCGGCCCCCGCGCAGGAGCCCCAGCGAGUGCAGCAGGUGUACAGCCUUGUGGAUGAGGAGGAAGAGGAGAUGGGCGAUGCGGGAGACGCGAGCGGGCGAGGCGUCUGGGCAGCGGAGCUGGCCCUGCUGGCGCUGGACUGCUGCGUGGCGCUGCCGCCACAGGACCAGCCGGAUUGGCUGCGGCAGCUGCUGCACGGGGCGCCGGCCCAGGCCGCGGCGGCGUCCUUUGAAGACGCGGCUGGCGACGCGGAGGAUGUGGCGGCGCUGAUGCGCUCACCGCAGUCGGCGGCGCUCAUGCCGCUGGUGGCUGCGGCCGGCGAGCAGCAGCCUCUGCUGCCACACCUGAUGGCGGCAGCAGACUGGCGCCAGCUGGCGACCGACAUGCACGCGGAGCAGGCAGCGGCCGGGGCCGGGGCGCCCUGGCUGCUGCUGCCCAUCCUGCUGGGGCCAGCCAGCAUGGCGGGCGAUGUUGGAGGCCGGCUGGUGCACGCCGCCAGCCUGCUGUGCAGGGCGGCUGUGCUGGCUGGCUCGCCUCAGGCCGCCCAGUGCGCGGCCGGCGCCGUCACCCCGCUGCUGCUGUGCACGCUGUGCCAGGGCACCAAGCACGAGCCCGGCAGCCAGCGCCCGCAGCGGGCCGCGGCGCAGGCGGCUGGCACGGGCGCCGCCGCCGCCGCCGCGCAGGCAGAGGCUCAGCGUGCGCAGCAGGAGCAAGUUGUGAUCCCUGAGGGCUUCCCACUGGAGCUGCUGGCCGACACUGUGGAGGAGCAGCAGCUGCUGCUGCUGCAGCAGCAGGAGCGGGAGCGGCAGGAGCUGCAGCAGCUGAGCCAGCUGCACCUGAACGACGACGCAUCCCAGCAGCAGCAGCCGGCGGGCGCGGCGCCAGCGGCGGGUGCAGGUGCCGGCGAGCAGCAGGCUGGCGGCGAGGAGCAGCAGCAGGAGCAGGAGCAGGAGCAGGAGCAGGUGCUGCCGCUGGUUGAGGUGCAGGGCUGCUGGAGCCUGACCGCCGACCAGCACGCCCAGCUGCUGCAGGCGGCGCUGGUGCCGCUAGGGGCCAGCCAGGCGACGCUAGCGCUGGCAGCCAGCCUGCAGCUGGAGCACUGCCCCCGUGAUCUGGCCAGCGGGGACCCAGCUUGCGCCGACGGCGGGCUGGUGCAGUGGCGGCAGCCUGGGCUGGCUGACCUGCUGCACGCCGCGAGCGCGGCAGCGGCGGCAGCGCCCUCGGCGCCCGCGGAAGGCCGCGCAGCCGACGAGGCGGCGGGCGUGGCGGCGCUGCUGGUGCCGUUGGCGCGUCGGCCGCUCACCAUCCUCACUUCCGAUCGCCUCCCCUUCUCUAAUGCCGAGCUCCCUCUGGACACCCAGGCUGCACUCUACGUCUCUGUCGCCCCCGAAUCCAGCGGCGGCAGUGCUGGCGGCGGGCCAGGCAGCUCGGCGGCCCCGAGCGCCGCCCCGCAGCGCCGGGGCCUCCACCAGACACUGGCAGCGUUGCUGCCUGGCGCACGGCGGCGGGCGCAGCAUUCGGGGCUGACGCCGGGGGCUAUGGAUGCCCAGCUGCUCAGGCAACAGCUACGCCUGGGGCUGCUGGCUGCCUGCAAGGAUGGCGACGGCGCGCCGCUGGCCGCCUGCCUGCUGCGCCUGGUGUAUGCCUGCCCGGGGCUGCACGCGAGCGCAGAGGCGCAGGCGUUGUCAGAGGGCGUGCUGCGCUUCCUGGCGGCGCCCGAGCGUGACGGCGGGCCGCUGGGGCAGGGCGCAUCUGCCUCGAUCCUGCUGGCUGCCACCGAGCCCAGCCAAGAUGCUGUGGCGGGGGGUGAUCUCAGCGUGCACAGCGCCACAGCCGAGGUCCUUUCCCUGGAGGCGGCGGGCGCUGGCGCCAAUGCCCAGACUCCGCCAGCCGGCGUGCCCUCUAGCCCAGCUGGCAGCAGCCUUCGGGUCGCCGUGACCGCGGCGCAAGGCGUGCCACCCUCCACACUUCUGGGGCUGGCGCAGGGGGCUGCAGAGCUGCAUGCCCCGCUCACCGCGGCUCUGGCUGUGGAGCAGCUGCGCCAGGGCACCACCGUGCUGCCCAAGGACGAGUGGCAGGCACUGGUCACGCAGGUGCUUCAGGUGGCGGUGCGUGCGGAUGCCGAGCCGGGGCACCCGUUUGACCUGGUGGCCGCCUGGCUGGCGGCGCUGCCCUGGGUGGCCGACUCGCGCUGGCGCCGCCUGCCCAGCGGGCCCCACCUGGAGGCGCUGCUGGAGUGGCUGGAGGCGCUGGAGCUGCGGGUGGUGGCGCUGAGGCUGGCGCAGCCAGAGGAUUUUGGCAUGGAGGGCGGCAGCCCGGGCGGCGGCAGCCCCAACCGCCUGCUCAGCGGCGCGGCAGACCGCUUCAAGGCAGUGCGGCAGCUCAUCACCGGCCAGGCGCCCGGUGCCGCGGGGCCCAGCGCCACACAUCUGGCAGAGGACAGCGGUGCUGGCUAUGGCGCGGCACCUUCUGCAGAGGCUGGCGCAGGUGGCGGGGAGCAGCAGCUGGGGCAGAAGCUGAAGAGCGGCUUCCGCAGCCUGCUGGGCAAGAGUGGCGGCAGGGAGGCUGCUGCUGCGGGCCAGGGCGCCGAGGGCGAGCCAGGGCAUAAGGGCUGGGGCGCGAAGAUGCGAGACAGGCUGGCGCGGAUGGGGCGUGGCGGGGAGCACGACGACCAAGCGCUGCUGGAUCAGGAGGCAGGCGAGGCGCCGCUGGGCAGCGUGCCGCCUCAGCUGAGUGCCAGGCCCGGCCCCUACUCUGCCUCUGGCCUGGGCACGGUCGCCGAGGAGGGCGGGGGCACAGCUGGCAGCGAGGCGGCAGGGCCGGCGCUGGGUGGCCCCGAUGCGGGGCACUUUGGGGUGGCUGAUCCGGCGGAGGGCAGCGGGACGGGCCAGGCAGUGAAGCAGAAGAUCAGCUCGGGCUUCCAGGCCGUGGGGCGCAGCCUCAGCAAGGUCAAGACCAAGCUCUCCGACCGGCAGGGCGCUGGCGGCAGCAGCGCGGGUGCUGCAUUUGACGAGGUGACCGACAGGGACCAGGAUGUGGCGGUGCGAGUGGGCCUGGCCGCCUUUGCUGUCUCAGCCUACAUCCGCGCUGUGCUAUGCCCCUCGCUGUCCUCCCGCCUCGGCAGCGACAGCACGGGCCCCGCCACGCCCACGCUGGCGCGCGGCGCAUACCACCACCGCCAGACCUCCUCCCUGGGCCGCCUCCUGGAUGCUGAGUACAUGCGGGAGCUGGACAGGGUGCUGGAGGCGCGCAGCGAGCUGGACAGCCUGGAGGUGCUGGCCGCCUGCCCGAUGCUGCAGCUGCACCCGGGGCGCUACCAGGCCUUCCUGCGCGACGUGCCGCAGCUGCUGUCGGCAGCCACCGGCGUGGAGGCCUUCAGCCGCAGCCUGGUGCACCUGCUGUUCGAGCCGGAGCGGGCGCUGCUGGUCUGGAUGUGA
Chlorella variabilis is the source of this 6186-nucleotide messenger RNA. RefSeq lists its product as hypothetical. The record is from RefSeq and is a predicted model, not a curated record. Lineage: Eukaryota; Viridiplantae; Chlorophyta; Trebouxiophyceae; Chlorellales; Chlorellaceae. The transcript has 19 exons. The coding region runs from base 1 to 6186 and encodes 2061 amino acids.